Polypterus senegalus (gray bichir) is the source of this 12955-nucleotide messenger RNA. Its product is annotated as immunoglobulin superfamily member 10-like. Bases 4468 to 12732 code for a protein of 2754 amino acids. The transcript has 6 exons. Gene Ontology annotation, cellular component: extracellular region. Gene Ontology annotation, molecular function: protein binding. The record is from RefSeq and is a predicted model, not a curated record. Lineage: Eukaryota; Metazoa; Chordata; Cladistia; Polypteriformes; Polypteridae.
UAACGUGAAAGUAUUUUUUCAAGCUAUUUCUUUAUAAUAGCAGUCUGGUGUGUGGUGACGGGGUGUAGGAGCCUAUCCCGCGCACUUCAGGAGUAAGGCAGUAAUCAGCAUUAGACGGGAUGUCAAAGCUGCCACAGGGAACUCUAAAGCCCACUCUUGUGCUGCGGGGAGUAAAAUUCACUCUUAAUACAGAGAUAUUGAAGGAAACUGAACUACAAAGGGAAAACCUACAAGGAUAGGGAGCACAUGUGGAAAAAAACUCGGAAACAAUAGUAAAGAUUCGAAUGCGAAACAGAAACAUUAUUUAGUAUUGCAGCACCUUAUAUUUCUUGUUCUAUCUAUCUAUCUAUCUAUCUAUCUAUCUAUCUAUCUAUCUAUCUAUCUAUCUAUCUAUCUAUCUACACAUGUAUUAUUCUGACAAAAUUAGCAUUCUCCAAAUUCAAAUGCGGGGCUAAAAUUGCCACUAUCAUAACUAUAAUUGUUUGGCUACGUGUCCAAGGAUACAUUUUAGAGAGUAUUUGUCAAUACAGAGUUUGUUAGUAAAUACCAUUUGUUGAUCAUUUCAAAAAAGAGUAUUUGACACCAUUCAAAAUAAUAAACACAGUACUGGAAUGGUAGUUAGCAUAUCAACCAAAGGAUUUCUAAUUGGAAAGGUAUUGUGUUUCAUGUAGACUUUACCUUGAGCAGGUGUGCAUCUAGAAAGAAAGAGUGUUUUACUUUAUAUAUAACAACAGAGUUCGAAAUAAAAGCUUGAGUGGACAUUUUAGUAUGAAAGGUAACACCACGACCAUUUAUUUAAUUAUGGAUCACGGAUAUCUGGAGGGGACUGCAGACACCAAAGUGGAAUCACGGUAAUCAGCCCUGGAAAGGGAGCCAGUCGCAAACACACUCACACUUGGCCUCUUCAGUCUUACCAUUUAACCUGACAUCAGGUAGUUAGACACACGUUAUCAUUCCACAGUGGCUGUGGCUGAUGAUAAGGGGGGUGUAUAAGAGGUGUGCCCAGAAGCGCAACACAGAGUGGGUGGAGUUACACAAGUAAAGACACGCCCAUUUGUCAGGCAAUGUCUAAGAAAAGCUACACAGUAAAUACAUAUAAUUUGUAUAUAUAUAUAUGGAAUACAAGUUAAGUGACUUAUUUAUAGUUUCAUAGUGGGCGGUGAGACUAUUAGUAACAUGAGAAACCCAGUAGUCUAGGGUCCUAGCCUCUACACUAUCCUGCAUACAAAACAUAACAACUGGAUGCUGUCAUUUUGAUUGACAUAUUCUUGACAAAUGAGCAGACUCCACAAAGCAGUUCCAAACUGAUUUCCAUAAAUGGACCCAAAUGAUAUAAAUCUAUUAAAAACAAUUGAACUAUAGCCAGUUGACAGUGUUGGAGAGGAAAACAAACACUCCAGUCAGCAGCAUCCCUGGAGAAAAUAAACCUCCAGAGGGUUCAUGGUCAGGUGUAACAGACAAAAUCAAAAAGAAAAUUAGGUACAACCAGAGUCCUGGAGACCUCUGGGGUAUAAGUCUGUGCUAGGCUAUCUAAUGUGACAACAGAAUCUUUUCAAUAUUUCCAAAUAAGGGUAUCAUAGCAAAAUGGCUAUGAUGCAUAACAAACACAAUAUAUAAAAACUCAAAAAUCUACAGUAAUAAAUCCAGUAAAUCACAGAAAAAUUGUAUCCUGUUUGGGGAGAUUCCUUCAUUGCGCCCAGUACGUCACAGGCUGUAGAAUCUGCCUCCUGAAUUAUUUUAAAUAGGUGUGAAAAUAGAUGACUGACUGUAGUGUGGUUCUGUGUGUGGUAUGAAGUUAAACAGUGCACUAGUGGACAGUCACAUUCUUUUAAUUACUUUAGAUCCAUUAAUUAUUACUUAUUUGCUACUAAAAUAAAUAAAUUAACUUCAAAUUAAUCUGCGCUGCAAAAGUAAAGUGGCCCAUUGGUUAGCAGUGUUUUGGGUUCAUAUCCUUGCCAGAUAUACUGACUGUAUGGAAUUUGCAUGUUCUACUUGUUCCUGUGUGGGUUUUCUCCAGAAACACUGCUUUUCUUCCCAAAUCUGAAACAAACGCAGAUCAAGUGAACUGGAAACUUUAAAUUGUUCAAUUACAUAAGUGAGCCUCUAUGUGCUGUGCAAUGGACAGGCAUCUAGAGAGACACCGUGACUCAUUUACACCGAGAGAUGGAUUAGAGCAAUUUCCCAACUCUGAGAUGAAUUAAACGGGUUCAGCAAUGGGUAGAUGGACCACUGCUAGAUAAGAAGUCCCUUUCAUUUCAAUUUCCAAAGGAUAUCUGUAUUUUGUUUAAUUUGUAGUGCCACUUUGCUUGUGUUGAGGCAGGCUCUAAUGUUUGAAAUAGAAAAAGGUGAGAAUUGAUGAAUUACUCCAUAUAGAAAUAUACAAAACUGAACCCAUUUGUUGAAUGAGAUCAAUAUAAACCUAAUAUAGAUUAAUUUGUUAUUACUGUUUUGUGAAAUGUAGUGAAUAAUAAUUUGAGUUACCAAACAUCAACUUAUACACAAUACUGUGAGUAUUGCUGUUCUUGUUUUGGCAGUGACUGGAUACAAUUAUUUUCAUGAGACAUAUUAUUUUUGCUCUGAUCCUUUCUAAUGAAAUGUGUAAUAUGUAAGAUUAGGUUGAUUUGGUUUGAAUAGUAUAUGCAUAUGUAGCAUUCAGUUACAUAUGAUGCCAGCAAUCUGGCCUUGAUAACUUACAUUUCAUUGACUAAUAUAAGAUUCUCAAGCCCACCUUAUCCAAUUCAGGGUUGUGGGAGCAGGAGCAUUUCUCAGUGACACUGGGUGCAGUUCAGGAACUGACCCAAGAUAAGAAGUGAAGUCCAAAAAGCCAAGUUUAAUGUUAUAGCAUGACUUCCUCACUUUUUUUGGCAUAUAUGCUUUUAAAAAUAUUAUUCUACUUUAAAUUAUUUCCUUUAAUAUGCACCAGUGCCUGCUUAUGUCAACACAGUAAGUAUGGCAGCUCUCUACUGUAAACUACUGUUGAAUAGUGCUGACCAUUAGUGGCAAAGACUGCUUAUUUAGUAGUUCUGCAGUCAUAUGCUACUACUCAUCCAUUUUCAAUCACACCUAAACCACUAAAGGGUCAUAAGGGUUGUUCUUGCAGCAUCCAAAACCACUAAGGCUAAUAGUCCUGGACAACUUUAUAGACAGUACAUCACUGGGCACACAUAUACACCCACACACCUAUUCAGACCAGGCCAUCUUAGAGUUGGAAAUUAGCCUAAAAUGCAAAUUUUUGAAGUGUAGGUGGAAGUUGAAUAACCUCAGAAAAAUAUACAUGGAACACCUCAACUCCAUACAAAUAACGACUAGGUUGGUAAUCUAAUCAGGACUGUAGGUUUCAAAGUAGAGUAUGACUCUGUAAAUACAGGAUGGCACAGGGAAUUGGGAAAUUUUUUAAUUGACAUUCAAUACACGAAUAAACACAUUACAAAAUACAUCUAAUGAUGAAAUGUAUUGGACAGGAUAUGUAAUUAAUGAUAGUAAUCAAUAUUCAUUCAACAUUCAUUUCACGUUUUGAAGAAAACAUCAUGAAGGUGUUGUCCAUUUCUCCGUACACAUCCUGACAGCCUGUUCUGCAUUGCUCAACAUAACAUGUCAAGAGGAAUGUCAGUGAUUUCCUCUUCAAUCCUCCUUUUUAGUUCAGCAAUGGUUGCAGGACGUGUGCAGUACACUUGGAUUUUGAAAUGUCCCCACAGAAAAAAAUUGCAAACAGUGAAAUGUGGAGAUCUCGGAGGCCAGGGAAUGAAAUAACGUGCCUUCCAAACAAUCGUCCAAUAGCCGUUGGGCAGUAUGAGAAGUGGCUCCACUUGGGAACUUCUUUUUUAAGGCUGAAACUUUCUACCAAGUUACAUAAGCAUGUUGUAAUCACACGAGCAGACAGGACAGAAUCACAACAUCCUAACUGGUAAAGAUGCCAAAAUUCCCUUAGCGCCACAGUCAGGCUGUCACCAUUCUUAAAAAAGGCUUUCACAGCAAACGCUUGUUGCGCACCACUUCACUACUCCUUUAUAGCUAAUGGCAAGGGGGUCUAAAUAAGGUCACAUUGGUCCCAAACAACUGCUGACGCCCCAGAGUUGCCAACACCUAGUUCCAAAAUUUCCUGUUUACCUGCACCACCCUGUAUUACAACGAAUGCAGAUUGUUAUGGCUUCUUUGAUCAAAUGUAACUGUAAUUAAUCACUAGUCAAGUAUUUUACACAUUAUACCUGGUGGUCCUUCUUAAAUCUCUUUGUAGCUUCUCCCUUUUCUAAGGGUCAUUUGUACUAUCCUGUGUGGUCACAUUUACAUAGGUCACAUAUGGUAUCCUGUGAGAAAUUUCCUCCAUUUCUAAGGGUCAGUUGCACUGCUGCUCUCAUUUCAGUGGGUCAUUUUUGCUAAUGUUUGAGUUGUUUUCCAUUUUUUGUCAUUGUACUGUCAGAACCGCAAUAUGAAUUCCUUGUGAUGGCUAUCUGAAAAGCUUACAGCAAGAUGAAAGCGAUUGGCCGAGCAGCUCUGUUCUUACACUGGAGGUUCCUGGCACUCCUGUGUUUGUACCUGAAGGACAUCCCAAUAAGCAGUGCUUGCCCCAAAUCCUGUGCCUGCUAUGCAGAGAAGGAAGUUCACUGUACUUUCAGGUACUUUACCUCUGUGCCUCAAGGGAUUCAGCCAACUGUGGAGAGGAUUAAUUUAGGGUAUAACAGUUUAAGUAAAAUUAAAGAAAAUGAGUUUUCUGGAUUACGUUACCUGGAAUUGUUAAUGUUGCACAGCAAUGCAAUUGAAACGAUUGAGGACAAGGCGUUCAGCGAUUUGCAGUCUUUACAGGUGUUGAAGAUGAGCUACAACAAAGUGCGAGAACUUAAUAAGAACACAUUUUAUGGUCUUAAAAACAUAGUCCGUCUUCACAUGGAUCACAACAAAAUUGAAUUCAUUAACCCUGAAACAUUUUAUGGAUUAAUGGAGCUAAAGCUUGUUCAUUUAGAAGGAAACAUGAUUCAGCAGCUUCAUCCAGAUACAUUCGUUACUAUGCGUUACAUGCAGAAUUUUAAAGCAUCAUCCAUUAAAAAUAUUUACCUUUCUGACAAUAAUUUGAGAGACUUACCUUCAGAAAUCUUUGCUCCCACUUCUCAGCUGGAAAGCAUCUAUCUUCAUGGAAAUCCUUGGUCUUGUGAUUGUACAAUGGAAUGGUUUGUGAAAUGGAUUGCAGAAAAUGAAGGAAUACUAAAAUGCAAAAGGGACAGAAAAUAUGCCAAUGGACAACUGUGUCCUAUGUGUGAAACACCUCAUACAUCUAAAAACAAAGAUGUCACACAACUUGCUUUACCAGAAUUAGCUUGUUUCAAGCCAAGGAUUUAUGAUCACCUUAAGCAAAAGAAUAUUACCGUGGAUGAAGGAGACUUCAGUCCAGUCUCUUCUAAGAAUUUCAUUGCACCUAUUGGAUCGAUGGUCCUAAAUAUGACAGAUCAGUCAGAAAUUGAUGCAAGUGUGGCCUGCAGUGUACAAAGGCCACAUGCCAUAAACGGUGUCACAGUACAAGAGAACAAUGGAGUUACCGUGCUAAGUGCAUCAUUAUCAACAUAUUUAGUCUGUAAUAUUGAUUAUGAACAUAUACAGCAACUUUGGAAAAUACUUGCUACUUACAGUGAUGUACCCAUGAAACUGGAAAGAGGUUUAUUAUUAACAAAAACCCCAUACUUAUCUUAUAAAUAUAAACAAAAGGAAAAUGAUGAAGAUGUCUACAGUGGUAUAGAAGCUGAGGUCAGGGCUGAUCCUGCUUGGUUGAUGCAAGAAGAGUUCACUUUGCAGCUAGACAGAGCAACAACAACAUUCACAACACUGAAUAUUAAAUAUCUAUCUGACAUUCGCAUAAGUGUUGAUGUUAGUAUGCAGAAGUCUCUAAAGUAUACUUGGACACUUAUCCAAAGAGAUAAUACUACGAAAACCGAACAUACGGCUCUAAUUGGUGGCACGGUAGAAUUGAAUUGUCAAGCAUUUGGAGACCCCAGUCCUGCAAUUGAGUGGAUUUUUCCAGAUGGUAGUAAAGUUCGAGCCCCAUACACCAGUGAAGACAGAAGGAUUUUAAUCUCUCCUUCUGGUAAAUUUACAUUAAGAGGAGCAGAUAUUCCUGAUGCAGGUCUCUAUCGCUGUAUAGCAACCAAUUACCUUGAUGCAGAUGUACUUGCCUUUAGGAUUACAGUUUUAAACCCAGAUGUUGAGGAUUCAGAAAUCAAUGGAAUUCAUCUAUCAAAAGUAAUUGGUGAUACUUUAAUCCUUGCUUGUGGAUCUGUAGCAAACCCUGAAGCAACUUUUAACUGGGUGCUACCAGAUCAAACAGUGCUUGAUAAGUCACAAGGGAAUAAGAUUCUUUACCAAAAUGGUACACUGGGCAUCCAGGGGCUGACUGAGAGAGACCGUGGAUUUUACAGAUGUCUUGCUGCAAAUCAUUAUGGAGCUGACAUUUUAACUUCACAGGUAUUGUUGGAUAGUACUGCCAUAAAUAACACACCUUCACAAGCAGUUGUUAAGCAUCUCUUGGAAGAAGAUGAAGCAUCAGGAGAUGAGGAGGAACCCACCCUGCAAGUUUCUAAAACAGAUUUUAAGGAGCUUGUGCCAGUUGUCUCCAAUAAGCACAGACAAGAGUCAAGGACAAUAACUACAAAUAAAUCAUAUCCUACAAAAACUAGAGGUUUUAAAGGUUCAUCUCACAGGACAAAUGGCAUUGCAAGUAAUAGAAGGCUUGGAGGAAACAGACGAAAUGAGCAAUUCUCACAGAAAAUAGAUACUCAACGCAGGGCAGAAUUCUUGCACAAGAUAAGAAAGAAUAAUCAUUCUCGGAAUAAAAUGUCAAAAGUUGCAAACAAAAUUCAAGCACAAAAUCUAUCAAACCUUUCAGAAGAUGAUAAUGAACAUUCAGGGGAAUUGUUGACAGAGGAUGAACUUUUGAUAAUGACAACAACCACGGCCAGCAAUGUUUUAACCUCGACCAGAAGUACUGAUUUAACAACAGGGACAACCAUAAGGUAUGUAGAAAAUAAAAAUUUAAUUACAACUGCCACACCAUUGGAAACAGAAAGCAAAACCUUAAGAGCUCAAAGAAAUGUGUCAAAGACAGAUAUAUAUGUUACAGAAUCACCCUUAAGCCAACCAUAUACAGUGCUUCCUGAAAUAGUAGCUGAGUCAAGUUCUGAGAUACAGUUAACAUUUUCAGGAGAAGUUGAUGAUAAUCUUAAGGAUGUCACCACUAUUCCUUCAUUACCUUCCACUGCAAGACCUGACAGCACUUUACCAAAGACUGACUCUCUGCCAGAAAUUGUAAAUCAGGAAAAGACAGACUCCACUCAGCAGCCAUUAGUCUCAACAAUCUCAACUACUGAGGGAGACAAAGACGAGAUAACUUUUCAUACAACACAGAAGAUUACCUCACCUCGACUUCCUUCAGGGUCUACUAUUAUUUCUCAUCAACAAAUUCAGAUAAUUAGAGGUGAUACGUCACAGCAAACUGCAAAUAAGUCUCGUCAAGGCAAAAAAAGAAAAUUGACAGGCAGGAGAAGAAUUAUUAGACCCAACAGAAUUCCAGAUAUACAAGAAUUUUUAUAUAAAAUUGUCAAACCUAACAAAAGUCCAACAACUCAGGAAAAUGAGAAUGUGACAAAGUCAGCAUCCAUAGAAAUUACUACAAAAUGUGAGUGUCAUUUGACUGAUGUGCCCUUGGAGGCUUCUGAACCAGAGACCAGGUAUAAUGCUACUAAAACAAAGGGAAAAGAGAAGGACAGCAUUAUUACAGGUUCAAUAAAUGAAACGAAUGAACACUCCAGUAAUUUAGCAAGCCAGUCCUCUGUGCAAGACCAGAUUCCACCGAAGACCACCACUUCAUUAAAGGUGGGUAAUGAUAUUACUUUUACAGAAGAACUGCAAACAUCUUUAAUUAAAACUACAACAUCAAGUUCUCCUGUAACAACAAGAUCUAAAAUCAGUAUUCAAAGUUCCCUUACUACACCUACUCUUGUAAAACCAACUCAAACUAAAGAAAGCCUAGGGGGAGUGACCAGUAAAGCCAAAGCUGAGACAUCAACAACAAGUACCACUAAAACGACUACAACCUCCAAGGUUAUCCAUGGUAAAAUUCCGUGGCACAAACUUUUUGGAAAUAAGCAUACUCAAAAGGAACUGCUGAAAAGGCUCAAAAAGCCAAUCAUUCCACUCCUUCCUCCUAAACCUACACCAUCUAAAACUACCACUACAUUGAUGAUGACACCGAGGCCUACUACUGCUAUUGCAACUAUUGCUGCUACAACUAUUCUUCCAUCUAAUAAAGAAUUUGCAUCCCCUUUGGUAACACCCAUUGAAAUUACAACUCAGACAGGCAUUGUUCAUUUUUCAAGUGCCUCAAUAGAUUUUUCCUCAGGGUCAUCAUUCACCACUGAAGUUCCAUCACUAGUAAAUGUUUUAUCAUCUCCCUCAAGUACUUUGGCAACAGUAAUUGACAGGAGUCCUGAAGUGCUUUCUUCAGCAAAGGUUCUUGAAUCAUUUACAACUGAGGGUCCAUCAGUUACCAAAGUGCUAGCAUUGCCCUUCACAAGUAAACCAACAUUGACAGAAGGAACAGCAGAUAUGGAAACUUCAGCUUUGCCAGAUGAACUUGCUUCUGGCUCUUGGUCAACCACUUUGCAGUCUUCAGUCAAAGAUAUUUUUACCUCUGCAAUCUCUGUUCCUUCAAAUAGUGUUGUGACUACAUCUCAGAUAGCCAGCACUAUGCCAGAAACUACAAUGACAACAUCUACCACCACCACCACAACCGUAAAGCCGCUAGUAUCUUUUAGAAGAAAUGGGUUCAGGCGCAGACGUCCAAGUAAAAAAAUCACAACCACACAAAGUACAAUGUCUGCACCUGCAGAGAAAACUGUUCACAAUACCACAGACAAUGGAAUAACAAGUCAGCCUGCAUUUCUGACAACCAGACCUCACAUUUUAGCAGCACCCAUUCGUACAGUCUCCACAAUAAUAUUUCAACAAGGGACACCAGGCGUUAAAAUAAAUACAGGAGCUCCAGUUGUGAAGAUUCCAGCAAAAGAAAUAAGUACUAAAACACCUUCUGAAACAAGCAAGGAGGAUAAUAGGAGAAAAGACAUCAUUACUACUACUGCGAGAACAAACCUAUGGACAUCCAGAUCUCCAGCUACAACUCUCAGACCUCCCAAAGUGCAGUUAGAGCCCAUCAUGCCAAUAAAGAAAUCUCCAGUUACUUUUACACCUAAAAUUACUCUCAAGGAUAAAAUGACUUUGAAACUGACGUCAACCACAAGCAGUUACAUUUCCUCCAGCACUGAUGUUCUCAAAAAAUCAAACAUCAGCUCCAGAAAUAAUUCUAGAAGUACAAUAAAUCUUGUCCAGACAGUUUUACCAAUUCCACCUACAAAAUCAACAAGGUCUGUAGUUCCACGUGUUAAUGUUUAUAAUAGCAAACAAAAUGAAUAUUUUACUACUACUGAAACUGACAGAAAACUUCUUGAUGGGAGUGGAAGUUAUUUGACAAAGCCAGAUAUAGAUGAUCCUACAGUUUCACCAUCAAGAACCACAUCAAAAGCAAAGGAAAACUCUCUUUGGCAAAGUCAGUCCUGGCAGGAACUCUACCCUGAAGCUACAGAUCAAGUAAACACUUUAACAAUGAAUGCCUUAACAGUAUUACAAGAGCCAGAAAAGGGUCACACAAAGCCUCCAGCUAUCUAUAACAAUGACAUGGAAAAUGCUAUAAGUAAUGGGUACGGAAGAUCGACAUUCACAACUUCUAAAAUCGUUAAUUUUGAACCUUGGACAGAAGAAUUACCUUCAAAACCUAAAAUAGUUGGAGGAAAUGCAGCCAGCUAUACAGUUCUUUCUAACUCUGAUGCAUUUUUACCCUGUGAAGCUUCUGGAAAUCCUCUACCAGUAAUAAGCUGGACCAAAGUGUCGACAGGAACUACAGUAACAAUGAAGGCCAAGAGAGGUAACAAAUUUGAACUUUUCAAAAAUGGCACACUGUCCAUCCAAAAUGUGCACAUGCAGGACCGUGGACAGUACCUUUGCAUCGCAGAAAACCAGCAUGGGUUAGACAAGCUUGUUGUCACGUUGUCUGUAGUGGCUUAUCCUUCCAGAAUCCUCGAGCCAAAACUAAGGGAUAUCAAAUCACAUUCAGGAAACACCAUAGAAAUGAGUUGCAAAGCAGAAGGAAGGCCAACUCCUAUUAUUUCUUGGAUCCUUGCUAACAGGACUCUUGUUCGAGUGUCCAGUGGCAGAGUAUCAAUGGGUUCAGAUGGAGCUCUAACAAUUAAAGAUGUGACACUAUAUGACCGAGGCCAUUAUAAAUGCAUAGCUAGCAAUCCAGCCGGAGCAGAUACAGUGACUGUCAGACUGCAAGUGGUAGCCGCUCCACCGGUUAUCUUAGAAGAAAAGAGGCAGUAUGUGAAGGCUGAAAUAGGACAAAAUUUGAAACUGCCUUGUACGGCCAAAGGGGACCCCCAACCAACUGUACACUGGGUUUUGUUUGAUGCAACUGAAGCCAGACCUUUACAGUACAUCAACGAAAAGUUGUUUGUAUUUUCAAAUGGAACACUUUAUAUCAAAAAUACAGCUAUUUCUGAUAGUGGAAACUAUGAAUGUAUUGCUACAAGCACAACAGGAUCAGAAAGGCGCGUAGUAAAUAUGAUUGUGGAAGCCAAAGAUGCAGUGCCGAGAAUUGUAACAAUGUCAGACAGAAGAACCAGCUUAAACUAUGGAGACAGGUUAUUGCUAAACUGCUCUGCUGUUGGAGAGCCCAAACCUCGGAUCAUUUGGAGACUGCCGUCAAAGGCUGUCGUAGACCAGUGGCACAGGAUGGGGAACAGAAUUCUUGUGCUGCCUAAUGGAACUUUAAUUAUUGAUGUUGUCAGUGAGAAAGAUGCUGGAGACUACCUUUGUGUUGCCAGAAACAAAAUUGGAGAUGACCUGUUGCUAAUGAAAGUCAUUGUUACUAUGAAACCAGCAAAAAUAGAAUAUAAACAGUAUGUCCAAAAACAGGUGCCUUUUGGCAAAGACCUUAAAGUUGACUGCAGAGCUUCAGGAGCACCUGAGCCAGAAAUCACCUGGGGGUUACCUGAUGGUACAGUGGUCAACAGUGUGCUGCAGGCUGAUGACAGUGGUAGAAGAAGUCGUAGAUAUGUCCUCUUUGACAACGGAACACUUUACUUGAACAAGGUAGGGAUGACAGAAGAGGGAGACUACACUUGUUAUGCUGAAAAUACACUUGGAAAAGAUGAAAUGACAGUUCACAUCACAGUUGUGACUGCAGCUCCUCGCAUCCGAAGGCCUUCUGCCAUGUUUCUGAAACUCAAAGCUGGUGGCAAUGUGACGGUUGAGUGUGAAGCAAUUGGGGAACCAAAGCCUAAAAUCAUGUGGCUCCUCCCUUCUAAUGAUAUGAUUGCAGCUUCAAGUGACAGAUAUUUGGUGCACGUGAAUGGAUCACUAACCAUCAAGAAUGUGAAACUGUCAGAUUCUGGUGAAUAUGUGUGCAUUGCACGCAACAGUGCUGGAGAUGACACCAAGGUAUUCAAGCUAGUCGUCGAUGGCAAUCCUCCCAUUAUAAAUGGAAAAUAUAGAAACAAAACUAUUGUUCAAGAUAAUGCUGUAAAACAUUCAAGGAAGCUUAUUGACUGCAAAGCUGAAGGUUCACCUCCUCCCCAAAUUAUGUGGAUUAUGCCAGACAAUGUUUAUUUAACUGCCCCAUACUAUGGUAGUCGAGUUGUAGUACACAAGAAUGGAACAUUUGAAAUUCGCAAUGUGAGAGCCACAGAUUCAGGAGAAUUCGUCUGUGUGGCACGGAAUGAUGGUGGCGAGACUGUCAUGGUGGUUCAGCUAGAAGUAAUUAAUGUGUUGAGAAGACCAAUGUUCAAGAACCCAUUUAAUGAAAAAAUUUUAACUAGUAUUGGAAAGACCACCAUCUUGAAUUGCUCCGUGACUGGUUACCCACCACCUGAGAUUAUCUGGCUCUUACCCAAUGGGACAAGGUUUACCAACACUCAAAGGAUGUCCCGAUAUCACAUGGGGAGUGAUGGCACACUAAUCAUAUACAGUUCCAACAAGGAUGAUGCUGGCAAGUACCGAUGUGCAGCCCGAAACAAAGUGGGUUAUAUUGAAAAACUGAUCAUUCUAGAGGUGGGCCAGAAACCUUACAUUCUUACUCAACCAAAAGGACUAAUUAGAAGUAUUAGUGGGGAGACACUUUUCCUUCACUGUCUUUCUGACGGCAUCCCUAAACCCAUUGUUACCUGGUCAGUCCCUGGUGGUUAUGUAUUGUCAAGACCCCAGGUAAAUGGGAAAUAUAUCCUUUAUGACAAUGGAACUCUUAUUGUUCGAGAAACUAGCAUUCAUGACAGAGGGAAUUAUCUUUGCAGAGCACAGAAUGAAGGUGGAGAAGCUUCAAUAACAGUGCCUGUGAUAAUCAUUGCAUAUCCUCCACGUAUCACUCAUGGUCCGCCUCAAAGUGUCCGCACAAGGGUGGGGUCAUCUGUUCAUCUUAACUGCAUAGCCAUUGGCAUACCAAAACCUGAAAUCUCUUGGGAAUUGCCUGAUCAUUCUGUGCUGUCAACAGCUGGCAAGGGCCGACCCAUUGGUAGUGAACUUCUUCACCCACAGGGAACAUUGGUAAUACAGAAAUUGUCCAUUUUGGACUCUGGCACAUAUAAGUGCUUUGCCAAGAAUCACCUUGGCAGUGACUCAAGAAUAACACAUAUACAAGUUGGUUAAUGACUAUGUCAUCUGAAAUUGGAAUUCAUUAAAAACAAGUGCAUGUUUUCAAAAAUGAAUAUGAAUGUGGCAUUUACUCACCAUUUUUUACAAUUACUGUACAUUUGGACUGUAUAUAUUCAAUAAUGUCUUCCUUCAUAAGCAGUAGUAGACAUAACAGGGAUCCCUUCUUGGAAAAUUACACAGCAGCCGGGAAACGAACACUGCUUUCUUAGUGGGUGAG